Messenger RNA from Diospyros lotus (date-plum), 2318 nucleotides. RefSeq names its product inactive glucose-6-phosphate 1-dehydrogenase 4, chloroplastic. Gene Ontology annotation, biological process: glucose metabolic process. The transcript has 12 exons. Lineage: Eukaryota; Viridiplantae; Streptophyta; Magnoliopsida; Ericales; Ebenaceae. The coding region runs from base 138 to 2231 and encodes 697 amino acids. The record is from RefSeq and is a predicted model, not a curated record. Gene Ontology annotation, molecular function: NADP binding; glucose-6-phosphate dehydrogenase activity.
CACCACCCCGGCCCCCCCUCCCCCCACCACCAACACCAUUAUCAGCAGUCGGGGUUUCUCAAAAACCCUAAUCAAAGGGUUUUUUCUUUCUUUCUUUCUUUUUGUUUUGAGUUUACACAAACAAAAUAGAAAUCGUCAUGUCUUUGUUGUCAAUGCCAUUUUCGGGAAGAACCUCAGGCUCCUCAACUGGAGGAUUCAGCUGGAACUGGACUGGUCCUCCGAAUGCUUCAACACUCUCUCGCGCUGCUGCCUCUGCUCCUAGUUUUCCGAUAGCAGCAAACAGUUUUCGUUUGACAAUAGAUGAUUGUCAUAUGUCCUAUGGUGGUGGCUGCUCCAAGUUCUCUCGUAGGCUAAAGUUUUGGAUGAUUCAAAAUCUAUACCUUCGGAAACCCAAUAGAAAACAUGAACCACAAAAAGAGUUUAAGAGUUUACAAAUACAAGAUGAGGGUCACUCAAAGAAACACCUGGAGGCAACUGUGUCACACGAAGAAUGUGUUCCUCCUACAGGAGCACUGGGAAUCGGCUUGCCAAGUGGAGAGGUACAGACAACUUCACAUCAGGGAGAAAGUUCUCUUCCAGAUAUGCAACCAACCGUUUCUAUUGAAAUGACCACUUCCAUUGAAUCUCCUUCAAGUUUUCCUAUCAAAGGGGCCCCAGAAGAAACAUCUUUUCCUGGAAUAAGUUCUGACGUGAAUUCUCAAGUUGAUGUUUCGAUGAGAUUUUCUGCUUCUGCGGGAUCUCCUUCAGCUUCGCUGCAAACUUAUUCCUCCAAUAUUUUUCCUUGGGAUAGUGGAGCACCCUCUCUGGGAAUUGCUGUCAUUGGUGCUACUGGUGAACUGGCAAGGAGAAAGAUUUUUCCAGCAUUGUUUGCACUGUACUACAGUGGCUUUUUUCCAGAGAAUGUCUUUAUCUUUGGUUAUUCAAGGAAAACUUUGAGUGAUGAAGAUCUCAGAUCCAUGAUAGCAUCAACUCUUACUUGCCGAAUUGAUCAUCAGCAAAAUUGUGGUGAUAAAAUGAAUGAUUUUCUUAGAAGGACUUACUACCUUGAUGGAGGGUAUGACAACCAAGAAGGGAUGUCAAAGCUCCAUUCGCAAAUGGAACUGAUUGAGGGUGAGUCUGGAGCAAACAGAAUAUUUUACCUUUCUGUGCCACAAGAAGCGCUCCUAGAUGUUGCAAUCUCUCUUGCUGAAAAUGCCCAAUCCAAGAAGGGUUGGAAUCGUAUAAUAAUUGAGAAACCAUUUGGCUUUGAUCCACAGUCUUCUUAUCAGUUGACUCAAUCUCUUCUUUCCAAAUUCCAGGAGGAGCAAUUGUAUAGGAUAGAUCAUCUUCUAGGAAGGAACAUAAUUGAAAACCUUACUGUUCUGAGAUUCUCUAAUCUUGUUUUCCAGCCACUCUGGAACAGAACCUAUGUAAGCAAUAUACAGGUCACGAUAUCAGAAGACUUGGGUGUGCAGAUGCAAGGAAGAUAUUAUGAUGAAUAUGGAAUCAUCCGUGACAUCGUUCACAGUCACAUACUCCAGACAAUUGCAUUGCUAGCUAUGGAGCCACCAAUAAGUCUAGAUGGUGAAGACAUCCGGAAUGAAAAGGUCAAAGUUUUGAGAUCAAUCCGCAAAUUGGAACUUGGUGAUGUUGUCCUUGGUCAGUAUAAAGGUGGUGGCCCUGGGGGCAAGGUUGAUACUCAUUUUGGCAGCCUGACCCCCACGUACUUCGCUGCAGCUUUGUUCAUUGACAAUGCGCGGUGGGAUGGCGUGCCUUUUUUGAUCAAAGCUGGCAUGGGACUUAUCAAACAUAGGGUGGAGAUACGGAUACAGUUCCGCCAUGUUCCUGGCAAUCUUUAUCGUCACCACAUUGGGCAUAACAUUGAUCUUGCCACUAAUGAAUUGAUUCUGCGAGAUGCGCCAGAUGAAGCCAUCCUUGUUAGAGUUAAUAAUAAGGUUCCAGGACUGAGUUUGCACCUGGAUGCUUCAGAACUCAAUUUGCUCUACAAAGACAAGUAUAACAAUGAGGUACCUGAUUCUUACGAGCAUCUUCUUCUGGAUGUCAUUGAUGGAGACAGUCAUCUGUUCAUGAGAAGUGACGAGCUUGCAGCUGCCUGGAAUAUUUUAUCCCCAGUUUUGCGAGAGAUAGACAAAAAAAAUAUGGCACCAGAAUUGUAUGAGUUGGGAGGUAGGGGUCCUGUUGGAGCCUAUUAUCUUUGGGCAAAACAUGGGGUUCCAUGGAUUGAUGACUGACUGACUCAUCAUCAUAUUGCUAUCUUCCGAAUAUGUACUUGUAUUUAGAUGAAAAGUUUUGGUAACACAGCUGUUAACUCAACUGCA